Molecule: messenger RNA, 180 nt
Organism: Dovyalis caffra
Lineage: Eukaryota; Viridiplantae; Streptophyta; Magnoliopsida; Malpighiales; Salicaceae
Source: the annotation of a GenBank genome assembly
AUGGAGGAAGAGGAAGAAAGGGACCUGCAAGAGAAACUUAAAGGAGAUGAGCUCGUUGUCCUUCUCUUUGACAAGGAGGUGGAAGAUGCGUCUCUCUCUGAGCUUAGCGGAGUUAACAAGGUUGGAGAAGCAUGGGAACCGUUUCCAGGCGCUGAUUCUGGAGCCCUUUUUCGUGGCUAA